AUGAGCGAGAGCAAAACCAUUUUCUCUCCUUGUAAUGGAUCUGAUUCCACUCAAACCAAGGAUUCCGAAUUGUCAUUAGAGUCCAUCGGUUGGAUCUUUGUCAAAAGAUACUAUAGCACGUAUGCUACUUCAAUCGAGACACUCUACUCAUUCUAUGACAGCAAAGCGUCCCUCAUUCAUGAUGGAUUUCCUACUUCUAGCGAAGAUUCGCAACCACAGGCGAAAACAGUCCAUGUUGCAACCGGGAACGAAGCCAUCAAGACUCAUUACGAGGCACAGGCUGCUUCCACCGAGAAAAGCAAGAUUGUCAUUGAGAGCGCUAACUUCCAGUGGUCCAUUGGAGGCUCUAUUCUCAUUGUUGUUUGUGGUUCGUGGAAGAAAGGCUCGUCAAACUUGUGGCAGUUCCUGCAGACUUUUGUGUUGAGCGCAAAGGGCAAGACCGUGUUUGAUGUUUCCAAUGACAUUUUGAGAUUCUUUGAUUUGUCCGAAGAUUAUCAAGAAAAAACUGUCACUGUUGACCAUGUUGUCGCCCCUUCAAAGGUCGAAGAUACCCCUUCAGAGUCGACCGUCGAGAGUAAAGUAGAGCAGGUCACCGAAGAAGUUAAACCAGCUGAAGUUAAGGAUACUGAAGUGACAAAAGCGGAAAUUCCCGAAGCGAAGACUGAGGUUCAAGGCCCAACCGAGAAGACCGAAGAGACCACCAGCACUGCAGAGCAAGAAAAAGUUUCUUCUCCACCACAAACACAAACGUGGGCCAAUUUGGCAGCCAUUGAACCUAAGAUCAGCUCGAAGGUUGCUUCCGUACCUGUUUCUACUACUGUCGUAAAAACCACGCCUUCACCAGCCCCAAAGGUUGCAUCAACUAUCCAGUCGCUGGCUACCGUGAACGGAAACAAUAAAUUCAAAAAGGAAGAGUGGUACCCAAUUUACAUCAAGCAAGUCGAAGUUGAUGACGAGGACUUGAAGAGUGCUUUGAUUAAGCAGUUUGGUGACAUCAAGUUCUUUAAGAGGAGCAACAAGGCCGCUUUGUGCGAUUUCAAGAACAAGGCCGACCAACAAAAGGCUCUAGAUGCAAAGGAGAUCGUGGUGAAGGGAAACGUUAUUUUGUUGGAGCCUCGUGUUCACAAACCAUUCAACAAUUUCAAACCUGAUGGAAAGAAGGAUAAAAAGCCAGUGAAGAAAAACGGGAUUAAGAAGAACUAA
Australozyma saopauloensis is the source of this 1203-nucleotide messenger RNA. RefSeq lists its product as uncharacterized. Gene Ontology annotation, biological process: protein deubiquitination; ribophagy. The coding region runs from base 1 to 1203 and encodes 400 amino acids. Gene Ontology annotation, cellular component: cytosol; ribonucleoprotein complex; Ubp3-Bre5 deubiquitination complex. NCBI's taxonomy places the organism in Eukaryota, Fungi, Ascomycota, Pichiomycetes, Serinales, Metschnikowiaceae. The record is from RefSeq and is a predicted model, not a curated record. The transcript has a single exon. Gene Ontology annotation, molecular function: mRNA binding.